CCAGAUUCCUGGCGGCUCUUGGUAGGGUCGCACCUUUCCACGAAACUCCGGCGACCCGCCGAGAGUGCACCCGCGUGUGCGCGAGGCCGCGUGGUAAUUGGUCACCGCGCCGACCUCCGCCCGCGAGCGCCGCCGCCUCCCUUCCCCGCCCCCGGCACCACCUCCCUGCCUGCGCGUCGCCGGCCCUGCGCGCCAGUCGCUGACAGCCGUGGCGCGGGGAGCUGCUGCUUUUCCUACGGAGGCAGGUUUUUCUUUGUUGUUUUUAAGGACUCCUGGAUAUAUUUGAAAACUCAACAGUUUGAGCCAAGCCAAGGCAUUCUGUCUUCCUGGAGGCACACGUCUGGUUUAGCUGAGCCACAAAUAUAAGUCAUCAUGAUGAAAAGCCACGUAGGUGGCUGGAUCCUGGUUCUCUUCGUGGCCGCAUGGAGUGACGUGGGCCUCUGCAAGAAGCGACCAAAGCCCGGAGGAGGAUGGAGCACUGGGGGGAGCCGAUACCCAGGGCAGGGCAGUCCUGGAGGCAACCGCUACCCACCCCAGGGUGGUGGUGGCUGGGGGCAGCCCCAUGGUGGCAGCUGGGGACAGCCCCAUGGUGGCGGUUGGGGGCAACCCCAUGGUGGCAGCUGGGGGCAGCCUCAUGGUGGCGGCUGGGGGCAACCCCAUGGUGGUGGCACCCACAGUCAAUGGGGCAAACCCAGUAAGCCAAAAACCAACAUGAAGCAUGUGGCAGGAGCUGCCGCGGCAGGGGCGGUAGUCGGGGGCCUGGGCGGCUACAUGCUGGGGAGCGCUAUGAGCAGGCCCCUCAUUCAUUUUGGCAAUGACUACGAGGACCGUUACUAUCGAGAAAACAUGUACCGUUACCCCAACCAAGUGUACUACAGGCCGGUGGAUCAGUACAACAACCAGAACAACUUUGUGCAUGACUGCGUCAACAUCACGGUCAAGCAGCACACGGUCACCACCACCACCAAGGGGGAGAACUUCACUGAGACCGACAUCAAGAUGAUGGAGCGCGUGGUGGAGCAGAUGUGCAUCACCCAGUACCAGAAGGAGUACCAGGCUGCCUCCUACCAGAGAGGGGCGAGCGUCAUCUUCUCCUCCCCGCCUGUGAUCCUCCUCAUCUCCUUCCUCAUUUUCCUGGUCGUGGGAUGAGCACAGCCUCCCU
This is a messenger RNA of Manis javanica (Malayan pangolin), 1162 nucleotides long. Lineage: Eukaryota; Metazoa; Chordata; Mammalia; Pholidota; Manidae. The record is from RefSeq and is a predicted model, not a curated record.